Linum tenue is the source of this 1609-nucleotide messenger RNA. The record is from the annotation of a GenBank genome assembly. Lineage: Eukaryota; Viridiplantae; Streptophyta; Magnoliopsida; Malpighiales; Linaceae.
CACCUGAAAUUCUCAAACGGGGAGCGGAAAAGAAAGGGGAACUGGGGAAGCCCGACCGCCGGCUGCAAAACACACGUCGACAGCCGACCGGGCGUUGAAUUGGUUCUCUGGUCUUUCGUUUUAUCUGAAGGGUGGUUCCGUCUUCUAUACAAAGCUCUCGUCGACGGCGGCCGUAAAACAGGUACAAUGCCAAAAAAUAGAGCAGCUUCUACUAAUAAGAAGCAGCAAAAGCGCGGUGUCGACUUCAAGAAAAUUAAAAGGAAGAUAGGGAGGAGGUUGCCUCCACCUAAGAAUACCACCAACACUGAAGUUAAAUCGAAAGCAAUUGUUCUUCCUGAGCAGAGCGUGGCAUCUGAUAAAGUGGGUUUGGCUGUCAGCAAGAAAGGUUUGACCUUGAAAGAGCUCCUUCAACAAACAUCCCAUCACAAUGCCAGAGUUCGUAAAGAUGCAUUAAUGGGAAUGAGAGAUUUGUUCCUUAAGUACCCGGAGGAACUGAGGUCACACAGGUAUGCUGUGAUAGAAAAGUUGCGUGAACGCAUCAGUGAUGAUGAUAAAAUGGUCCGAGAAAACCUCUAUCUUCUACUCAAGUCAGUUGUAUUGCCUGCUUGCAAGGAGGAUAAUCAGGGACCCAUCAUAUCUAUGAUGAUGGUUUACAUUUUCAAUGCAAUGGCACAUUUGGCGAUUGAUGUCCGACUGAUGUCUUUCAAGUUCUUAGAUCUCAUUGUGCAGUAUUAUCCAGCCUCUUUUUUUAUGCAUGCUGAAAAGAUCCUACAAAACUAUGAAUAUAUUCUGAAGAGCAACCAGUUCUAUGUGCAAGACAAAAGCAAGCUCAGGAAUGUUCUUGCUGGGUUAGUAUGCUGCUUGUCACUGUUGCCAUCUGAUAAAAAAGAAGUUGAUACAUCUGAACAGGAUGCUCUUCGCGAAGAAGUACUCCAUGCCUUUGAACCAGAUAAACCUACUGAAUCUGUUGAGUUCUCUAUCAUCAACAGAAUGCUAAAGGAACUUUUACCAGUAUUGCUCAAUUGCUUUCAAGACUUUACUCCAUCAAUUCAAGGCACAUCCCAGCUAGAUGCACAAUCAUUUGACUGCAUGCAUAGCAUCCUUCAGAGCAUAGGUCUUGCUGUCAGGUUCUUUAUUUAUGGGAUUCGCAAGGAUAAACUGGAAUCACAGCGCUUUGAUGGAAGGCAUGAAAUGUCUGUGUGGGAUAAUAGUAUCUCGUCAAUACUAUUGAAGCAGUUACUACGUUUGUUUCCACUCAAAUCAAUACGCGACCUCUCAGAGAAGGAUGGUGAUAGGUAUUUCAUCUUGAACACUUUGAUUACAGAGAUAUACCUCUGCACAAGCGAGUGGAUGACGCCUUCUGCUGACUUAUCCUUCAAGUUUCUUGCAUUUGUGGAAUAUGUCCUGAAGGUUAGAUCAUAGAUUCAUAUCCUGUAAUUAUACCCCCCCCCCCCCCCCCCCUCCCCUGAUAAAGCAACACACAUCUUGAUAUUUGAGAUCUCACUCGGUACUUUUUCCUUUCCAAUAAUACUGAAAUGCGUUGCUAUAAGAUUUAUUAAUAAGGCUAGCCAUGAUGUCUGGUCGGGAGAGAAAGAACUCCUACAGGUUC